This is a messenger RNA of Sphaerulina musiva SO2202, 2136 nucleotides long. Its product is annotated as heat shock protein SSB1. The transcript is spliced from 9 exons. Gene Ontology annotation, molecular function: ATP binding; misfolded protein binding; heat shock protein binding. The coding region runs from base 39 to 1886 and encodes 615 amino acids. Gene Ontology annotation, biological process: cellular response to unfolded protein; vesicle-mediated transport; protein refolding. Lineage: Eukaryota; Fungi; Ascomycota; Dothideomycetes; Mycosphaerellales; Mycosphaerellaceae. The record is from RefSeq and is a predicted model, not a curated record. Gene Ontology annotation, cellular component: cytosol; plasma membrane; nucleus.
CUCCAAACCACCUACUUCCUCCCACAACACACAUCGAUAUGGCGGACGAAGUAUACGAUGGUGCCAUUGGCAUCGAUCUCGGAACCACCUAUUCAUGUGUCGCCAACUAUGAGGGCGCCGGUGUUGAAAUCAUCGCCAACGAGCAGGGAAGCUUCACCACCCCUUCGUUCGUCUCCUUCACCGCCGAGGAGCGUCUCAUCGGAGAGGCCGCGAAGAACCAGGCCGCCAUGAACCCAGAGAACACCGUCUUCGAUGUCAAGCGUCUCAUCGGACGACGAUUUGAUGACCCAACCGUGAAGAAGGACAUUGAAUCGUGGCCAUUCAAGGUCGUCGAGGAGGGCGAGAACCAGCCCAAGGUCCAGGUCGAGUACCUCGGAGAGACCAAGACCUUCUCUCCUCAGGAAAUCUCGGCCAUGGUCCUGGUCAAGAUGAAGGAGGUUGCUGAGACUAAGCUCGGCAAGAAGGUCGAGAAGGCCGUCAUCACUGUCCCAGCUUACUUCAACGACAACCAGCGUCAAGCUACCAAGGAUGCCGGUUCCAUCGCUGGUCUUAACGUUCUCCGUAUCAUCAACGAGCCCACCGCUGCCGCUAUUGCCUACGGUCUCGGUGCCGGCAAGUCCGACAAGGAGCGCAACGUUCUCAUCUACGAUCUUGGUGGAGGUACCUUUGAUGUGUCUCUCCUCAACAUCCAGGGCGGUGUGUUCACUGUCAAGGCUACUGCUGGUGACACUCACUUGGGUGGAUCCGACUUCGAUACUGCUCUCCUUGAGCACUUCAAAAAGGAAUUCCUGAAGAAGACCAAAAAAGAUCUUUCCUCCGACCCACGUGCUCUUCGCCGACUGAGAACUGCUUGCGAACGUGCCAAGCGUACCCUUUCCAACGGUACCCAGACCACCGUCGAGAUCGACUCCCUUUUCGAUGGCGAGGACUUCAACGCCAGCAUCACCCGUGCCCGUUUCGAAGACAUCAACAGCAAGGCUUUCAACGGCACCCUUCAGCCCGUCGAGCAGGUCCUCAAGGACGCUUCGAUUGAGAAGAGCAAGGUUGACGAGAUUGUGCUUGUCGGUGGUUCUACUCGUAUUCCACGGAUACAAAAGCUCCUCAGCGACUUCUUCAACGGCAAGAAGCUGGAGAAGAGCAUCAACCCUGACGAGGCUGUCGCUUACGGUGCUGCCGUCCAGGCUGGUAUCCUUUCUGGCAAGGCCACAUCUGCCGACACUGCCGAUCUCCUGCUUUUGGACGUCGUGCCAUUGUCGCUUGGUGUUGCCAUGGAGGGCAACAUCUUUGCUCCUGUCGUUCCUCGUGGACAGACUGUCCCAACUAUCAAGAGGCGUACCUUCACGACUGUUGCCGACAACCAGCAGACGGUGCAAUUCCCCGUCUUCCAGGGAGAGCGUGUCAACUGCGAGGACAACACUUCCCUCGGAGAGUUCACACUCUCGCCCAUCCCACCUAUGAAGGCUGGUGACGCGGUCCUCGAGGUCGUCUUCGAGGUCGAUGUCAACGGUAUCCUGAAGGUCACCGCCACCGAGAAGUCCUCCGGUCGCAGUGCUAACAUCACCAUCUCCAACUCGGUCGGAAAGCUCAGCUCUGGCGAGAUCGAGAAGAUGGUUGAGGAUGCCGCCAAGUUCAAGGACAGCGACACUGCAUUCAGCAAGAAGUUCGAGUCGAGACAACAGUUGGAGAGCUACAUCAGCAGAGUCGAGGAGAUUGUCUCUGACCCGACAAUGAGCAUGAAGCUCAAGCGUGGACAGAAGGAGAAGAUUGAGAGCGCUCUCUCCGAAGCCAUGGCCGCGCUCGAGGUUGAUGACGCCAGCAGCGACGACCUCAAGAAGAAGGAGCUCGCACUGAAGCGUGUUGUCACCAAGGCCAUGUCCACCCGAUAAACGCCUCAGGUCUACUUUUGGGUCAUCAUAUUCCGGCGUUUUGCGUGCCUGGGAGACGAAAAAGGAUGCUGGGCAGGGUGCCUAUCGUGCUGAGGGCUCCCAUGGACACGCAUAGUAUAGAUCACUAGCAAUGACGGGAUAGCUGGCAAAAGCGAGAUUGAUGUAUGAUCAGCAUUCGAGAUCAAGAAUGCCACGCAGCGAGUGUUUGUCAGCAGCUAUGAAAUGAGACUUGCAAUGAUCAACUACUACC